Molecule: messenger RNA, 3203 nt
Organism: Camelus dromedarius (Arabian camel)
Lineage: Eukaryota; Metazoa; Chordata; Mammalia; Artiodactyla; Camelidae
Gene: FOXL1
Product: forkhead box L1
Exons: 1
Coding region: 285-1325 (346 amino acids)
Biological process (GO): anatomical structure morphogenesis; regulation of transcription by RNA polymerase II; cell differentiation
Molecular function (GO): RNA polymerase II cis-regulatory region sequence-specific DNA binding; DNA-binding transcription factor activity, RNA polymerase II-specific
Source: RefSeq, a predicted model, not a curated record
UGAAAUUUUAAUUAAUGUGGGUGGGCUGAGAACACAGCGACUGUUUAUCAUAGACAAUUUAUUUUCCAGCGCUAAGUCAACAUAUAAUAGCAAAGUUACAACAAUUAUUUAACAUUUUUAAAGCCAUGAAGAAGGGACAGAGUGCGCAGCGGCUGGGGAAAGCGGCAGAGCGGGAGACAGACGCAGGGCGGGCUCCCCGGGAGGGCCCUUGCGGCGCGGGGUGCAGUCCCUAAGCCACCCGGGUCGUCUGCGUUGCCGGGGGCGCAGCGCCGUCUCCGCUCGCCAUGAGCCAUCUCUUCAGUCCCCGGCUGCCUGCUCUGGCCGCCUCGCCCAUGCUCUAUCUGUACGGCCCCGAGAGACCCGGGCUGCCUCUGGCCUUGGCCCCCGCGGCCGCUCUGGCCGCCUCGGGCCGGGUGGAGCCCCCCCAGAAGCCGCCCUACAGCUACAUCGCGCUCAUAGCCAUGGCGAUCCAGGACGCGCCCGAGCAGAGGGUCACGCUCAACGGCAUCUACCAGUUCAUCAUGGACCGCUUCCCCUUCUACCACGACAACCGGCAGGGCUGGCAGAACAGCAUCCGCCACAACCUCUCGCUCAACGACUGCUUCGUCAAGGUGCCCCGCGAGAAAGGGCGGCCCGGCAAGGGCAGCUACUGGACGCUGGACCCUCGCUGCCUGGACAUGUUCGAGAAUGGCAACUACCGGCGCCGGAAGAGGAAGCCCAAGCCGGGCCCUGGGGCCCCGGAGUUCAAGCGCGCCCGAGCCGAGACGCACGAGCGCGGCGCAGAGGCGCAGCCGGAGGUGGGGCGCGGGGGAGUACUCCCCCGCCCGGCGACCCCCAGCCACGAGGGAGCUCCCGCGCGCCCCUCGCCCCUCCGGGAAGGCUCCUCUCCGCCCGCGCCCCUCCACUGGCCCGGGCCCGCGUCCGCAGAGGAGGACGCGGGGGACGCGCUCCAGGGCGCAGCGGCUGUGGCCGUCCGCCGGCCCGCGCGCACGAUGGAUGGCCCGGGGUCCCCUCCGCACCCCGCCUCCUGCAGCUCUCCGAAGAGUUCUUCGGACAAGUCCAAGAGCUUCAGCAUAGACAGCAUCCUGGCGGAACGGCAGGGGCAAAAGCCGGCUGGAGGGGGCGAGCUCCCGGGGGGAGCCAAGCAGGGCCCUGGCGGCUUCCUAGGCGCCUCGCUCCUGGCCACCUCCUCCAGCCUCCGUCCGCCUUUCAACGCUUCCCUGAUGCUGGACCCGCACGUCCAGGGCGGCUUUUACCAGCUCGGGAUCCCUUUCCUCUCCUAUUUCCCUCUGCAGCUCCCCGACACGGUGCUUCACUUCCACUAAAGCCAUCGGUGGCGAGGUUCUUUCCCCUGCCCGGGUCUGAGCUACUUGUGAGCGACCACGACUCCCACCGUGGGGUCAAGAAGUCACUUUUUUUUUUAAUGAUUUCCUCUGCGGACAUGUGGAUCCCGGGAAGUAUCACCCACCUCUACGCACAGAUGGGUACACCCCCACCUGCCUCCCGCAAGGCGCACCUUCCCAGAACCAGAGCAGCUUCGGGGAUUUAAAGGACGCUUUCCCGCCAGGACUCGGGCAUCCCAGACCUUCUACUGCCGGAGCAGGAGACUCCCUUGGCCUUAGGUCAGUCUGAUGGCAUGAUCUUCUGCUAGCUACUCAUGGCAGGCCCUGCCUGUCUGGGGAACGGGGGCCCAGACGACCUGAGGGCAGACAGAUGGCCGCAGUGUGGUCCUUUCUAUCUGAGAGCCACUAUCUGCCCGUUGCUGGCUGGGCAGUGGCUUAGGCCUUGGCUUUGAACCCACCAGAGUGGGGGGUGUUUGAAGCUAGGUUUGUCCCUGAAGUCCAGUUGUGGGGAUGCUGGGAGUGACCCCUGUUUUUCAGGUUCCUUAGCAGAUCCUAGGGCUUGGGGAGGACUUGGGACCAACGUUCAGGUGAAAGCUGAGAAACCACACUUUUAUUUUAAAUAGAGAAGUUUCCUCUUUUUUCCUUCCUAGACCAUAAAAGGAAUAUGCUAUAUUCUUUGGCUAAACCCUUGACUCGUUUUACUAUAAGGAUCGCCCUGUGAAAACGUCGACAUUAACAACUUCUAUUAAGAAAGUGCACUCUGUAUAAUAUAGCAUUUUGUUGCAUUAUGAUAGCUUGUUGAUCAACACGUAUGUUUCCCAAUGCGUGUUUCCCACAACAGCAGCCCUCCUGUCUCUUCGUUUUUGUGUUUAAAGGAUCAAAAGACUCUGAGGACACCGGAAGUGCGUCAGGGGGAGGGAAGAGGUCUCGGGCAACAGAGGAGUUUUGAUUCCCAUGUUUUUCUCAAGACCUAGGUUUGAUGUUGUUACCUUUUCUAGAAUUGUGUAGUGAAGGACUACUUUCAAUCAAAAGCGUUGGGAGAAGCAAACACGUGGGAAGCAGGCAGAGGGAGAGAUGGGUCAGGGCCCGGCAGAACAUGGCAUGCAUCAGGGCGGCUCUCUGGACCCCAAGGAACGGGAGGCUGGAGGGAGGCUUCCCAGCCUGCAGCCCCGGCCUGGCAGGCCCAGGGCCUGCAGCUAAAUAAACACCUUAUGGAGGUGACUAGGAGUCUGGUGCAGGGCCGGGAGGCAGGGAGCCACCUCCACAAAGGUCUGGUUAUGGAAGUUGAGAGUUUCGCAGCCCGGUUCAGCUUGGAACUUUUGGAAAAUGCACGUAACCUCUUAUGGUAUCUCUCUUUAGGUUGUUUUGGCAAUUCUGAAACUUGACUCCCUGAGCCUCCAAGUUACUUUAUCUGAUGUGGGAAAAUCACAGUCAGUCAUGAGUUCUUGGAGACAGGCAGAGAUAGGUCUAUGAAAUAACUUUUUCAAGCAGUUUCCAUGACUUAUAUAAAAGUGAACACGAACUUUACAUCAAGAGAGCUUAUUGGUAACAUGUUGGAAAGGAUAUUUCGGACAAGCGUAAUAACUUAAUAAUUAGUAGGCACAGAGAUGACUUGCUGAAAAUUCAUCCUGAAAGCCGUGUGCUACCUACCCAAACGUGUGUCCGUGACCACGCCCUGCCCAGGCUGGUGGGAACACUUCGGCGAGCUUCAGUGUCCUUGAUUUUAAGAACUUUGAUGAGGUCCUGUGGUUGAGGUCCAGGGUCACUGUGAUUAACUCAAAAUGUAGUACAAGGGCCAUCAUUGGAUGUUUUGUUAUCCCGACGUCUCAGCACCUGUGAAUAAAGUUGUUUUUUCAUUAA